Messenger RNA from Arachis ipaensis, 474 nucleotides. RefSeq lists its product as uncharacterized. The record is from RefSeq and is a predicted model, not a curated record. Lineage: Eukaryota; Viridiplantae; Streptophyta; Magnoliopsida; Fabales; Fabaceae.
AUGCCCAUAGGAAAAUCUCCAUUCCAGCUGGUGUAUGGGAAGGCAUGCCAUCUCCCUGUGGAGCUUGAACACAAGGCCUUUUGGGCCACCAAACUUUUGAAUUUAGAUGCUCAAGCAGCAGGAGAAAAGAGGUUACUACAACUCAAUGAAUUAGACGAAUUCAGAUUGGAGGCAUAUGAAAAUGCCAGAAUAUACAAAGAAAGAGCAAAAAGGUGGCAUGACAAGAGGAUCUCCCAAAGAACAUUCGAACCAGGCCAAAAAGUGUUGCUAUUCAACUCAAGGUUGAAGAUUUUCCCUGGAAAGCUCAGAUCUAGAUGGACUGGUCCAUACACUAUCACCAAAGUAUCCCCUCAUGGCUAUGUGGAAUUACUUGAUGAAGCUUCAAAACAGACCUUCACAGCUAAUGGACAUAGGGUGAAACUUUAUCUUGGUGGCCCCUGGAGCAAGGAAGAAAAUGUGCACUUACUAACAUGA